This is a messenger RNA of Blepharisma stoltei, 1257 nucleotides long. Lineage: Eukaryota; Ciliophora; Heterotrichea; Heterotrichida; Blepharismidae. The record is from the annotation of a GenBank genome assembly.
AUGGUUGAAGGGAGAAAGUUAGAGCCGCAAGACUUUCAGUUUGUCGAAAUUUUAGGUAGAGGAGCUUAUGGUCGGGUCGCUAAAGCAGUUAGAAAAGAAACUGGAGAAACUUUUGCAGUCAAAAUCAUAGAGAAAGCCCACUUAAAGAAAGAAAAUAAAGCACGACAAGCUUUGAUCGAAAAAAAUAUUUUGGCAAAACUAAGAGACCACCCAGGCACAGUGCGACUUCACCAUACUUUUCAAGACACAGAAAACCUCUACUUUGUGCUCGAGUUCUGUCCCAAUGGUGAUUUACUUGAUCUUAUCAAUAAUUUUGAAGGACAUUUUCCUAUAGAGCUUGCAAGAUUCUACACAGCUGAACUGAUAGAAAUAUUGGAUGUAUUGCACCAACAUGGCGUAAUCCAUCGAGAUCUGAAGCCGGAAAACCUUUUAUUGUCCCAAGAUUUCCACUUAAAACUAAGUGACUUUGGGACUGGCAAAGAAAUAAAUCCAGACCCAGAUGGAGCUGAGCUUAGUAGGGAAAGACGAGGCACUUUUGUAGGAACUGCUGAGUAUGUAUCUCCUGAAGUCCUGCUAGACCAAGAAGUCGGCAAAGAAGCUGACCUCUGGGCUUUAGGCUGCAUAAUUUACCAAUUUGUAAAUGGGAGGCCUCCAUUCCAAGCUAUGAAUGACUAUUUGAUAUUUGAGCUGAUAAAGGAAAGCAGAGUAAACUAUCCAGACACAAUGCCAUAUGAUGCUGUAGAUCUAGUCAUCAAACUGCUUGUUUUAAACCCAAAAGGAAGACUUGGUGCAGGAAAUCCUGGUGAGGCUAAUGAUAUGAGUGCUUUGAAAAAUCAUCCUUUUAUUCAAGGAAUUGAUAUGGAAAGGAUCUUUGUGACCCCAAUUCCAUAUGAUAAUAUGCCUGAUAAAUCAAAAGACUCCUCAGAUGAUGAAUUAGAGGUCCAGCUGCUAAACAGAGAGAAUAGAGACCGUGGAGUCGUCAUGACGGGGCUAGUCAAGAAAAAAGCAGGGUGGGUUUAUAAGAAGCGGCAGCUAACUAUUACAAAUCAGCCAAGAAUUUUAUAUAGCGACAUUGACAAUAACUAUAAAGGAGACGUGCCACUUUCAGCUGAAGUUCGAGCAGAGCUUAGAGGAGGCAAAGAUUUCGCAAUUGUGACACCGAGUAGGACAUAUUUUUUUAAAGAAAUUAUUGGAGAUCCUCAGAAGUGGGUGGAUGGGAUAAAUAAAUUUAUUCGAGAGCAUUUUGGAAGACAUUAA